This is a messenger RNA of Sceloporus undulatus (fence lizard), 366 nucleotides long. RefSeq names its product somatostatin-2-like. The transcript is spliced from 2 exons. Gene Ontology annotation, biological process: regulation of cell migration. Gene Ontology annotation, molecular function: hormone activity. The coding region runs from base 52 to 366 and encodes 104 amino acids. Lineage: Eukaryota; Metazoa; Chordata; Lepidosauria; Squamata; Phrynosomatidae. The record is from RefSeq and is a predicted model, not a curated record. Gene Ontology annotation, cellular component: extracellular region.
CUGCUCUUCCUCUCAGCCUUUUCUAUAAGCAUCCUAUAAGUUGGACCCGCCAUGCAGCUGAUGGGACGCCUCAUAGCAGUGCUGCUCCUGGUCUGGACAGUGCGGGCAUCCGCCUUGCCAAGGGAAGACAAGCUGUCGGCACAAAGCAGCCGGGAGCAAACCAAAGCCCGCAAAGUCCUGAUCCUGAAAAUGUUGGCCGAUCUCUUAGACGGCGCAGAGGCGGCUGCUUUCUCUGACUCGGAGGAUCUGCUGGAGAACAAGCUGGACGAGGAGCCCUCGGCCCUGGGCCGGUUAUCCCAGUUCACCCAGAGAGAUCGCAAAGCCCCCUGCAAAAAUUUCUUCUGGAAGACCUUCACCGCUUGCUAA